This is a messenger RNA of Lactuca virosa, 1914 nucleotides long. NCBI's taxonomy places the organism in Eukaryota, Viridiplantae, Streptophyta, Magnoliopsida, Asterales, Asteraceae. The record is from the annotation of a GenBank genome assembly.
UCACAUUCUGUUUUUAUGAACAUAGAUAGACACAUGCAAUGGGUUUUAUUGUGAUGGGUACACUCCAAAUUCUAAAAAUAAACCCACAAUGUGGACCGAAAAUUGGACCGGAUGGUUUCUUUCGUUUGGUGGGGCCGUGCCUUAUAGACCCGUGGAAGAUAUUGCUUUUUCGGUUGCACGUUUUUACCAAAGAGGUGGAACCUUUCAGAAUUAUUAUAUGUACCAUGGUGGGACGAAUUUUGGGCGUUCUACUGGCGGACCGUUUAUCGCAACAAGUUAUGAUUAUGAUGCUCCACUUGAUGAAUAUGGAGCACCUAGACAACCUAAGUGGGGUCAUUUAAAAGAGUUACAUAAGGCGAUUAAGCUUUGUGAAGACGCGAUGGUGGCAAUCGAUCCAACAAGUACUUCUCUUGGUAACAAUCUAGAGGCUAGUGUGUAUAAAACAUCAUCAACAUGUGCUGCUUUUUUGGCAAAUGUUGACACGAAAAAUGAUGCAACGGUGACCUUCAAUGGCAAUUCUUAUCGCUUACCCGCUUGGUCUGUCAGCAUCUUGCCCGAUUGCAAGAAUGUAGCGUUCAAUACUGCAAAGAUAAACACCAUGGCUACAAUUCGAAGAUUUGUAGCUAAAAAUAUUGGAAACGAAUUAAUUGCUUCAGAAGAAAUUUCGUCUGAUUGGAGUUAUGUUAGUGAACCUAUUGGGAUUUCGAGUAAUAAUGCAUUUAAAAAACCGGGAUUAGUAGAGCACAUCAACACAACAGCCGAUCAAAGUGAUUAUUUGUGGUAUUCAAUAAGUGCUGAAAGUAAUGGCGACGAGUCUCAAACAGUUCUACAUGUGAAAUCACUCGGCCAUGUUCUUCAUUUGUUCGUUAACGGUCAACUCGCAGGUAGUGCGAUUGGUAAUGCUAAUAACCCUACUGUUUCCAAGGAUAUUCCUAUUACACUCAAACCAGGAAUAAACAAACUCGAUCUGCUAAGUUUGACCGUGGGACUCAAGAACUACGGUGCAUUUUUUGAUACAACAGGUGCCGGUAUAACCGGUCCGGUUGAGCUUGAAGGGUUAAAGAACGGUUCAACUAUUGACCUUUCAUCUAUGCAGUGGACAUAUCAGGUUGGACUUAAAGGAGAAGGACUAGGGCUACACACGGGUGGUUCCACACUUUGGGUGUCCGGGGUGCCUAAAAGUCAACCUUUGACUUGGUACAAGACAAGCUUUGAUGCUCCUUCGGGUGAUGAUCCAAUUGCAAUAGAUUUAAGUGGAAUGGGAAAAGGUGAGUUAUGGGUGAAUGGACAAAGUAUCGGGCGUUAUUGGCCAUCUUAUAUUGCUCCAAAUAGUGGUUGUUCGGAUUGUAGUUAUAAAGGGUCGUAUAAUUCAAAUAAAUGCCUCAAAGGUUGUGGGAAACCCUCGCAAAAGCUGUAUCAUGUCCCUCGAUCAUGGUUAAAAUCAAGUGGGAAUGUUAUGGUGUUAUUUGAAGAAAUCGGUGGUGAUCCUACAAAAAUAUCUUUCACAACACAAGUGUUACAAAGUUUAUGUUCCCAUGUGUCCGAAUCACACCCAUCUUCUAUCGAAUCAUGGAGUCGAGAAAAGUCAAGGAGAAAACGGAAACCAGAACCAAAAGUUUCCCUAGAAUGCCCUCACCCUAAUCAAGUUAUCUCCUCGAUAAAGUUUGCUAGCUUUGGAACACCGCAAGGGCAAUGUGGUAAUUUUAGACAUGGCGAAUGCAAGAGUGAUAAUGCACUUUCGAUCCUACAAAAUGCUUGCCUUGGGUUCAAGACUUGUAGUGUUGGAGUUUCGACUGUUACUUUUGGUGAUCCUUGUGUAAAUGUAGUUAAAAGUUUAGCGGUAGAAGCAUCGUGUGAAUGAAAAACACGAAUAUAAUUAUAAGUAUAAAAUUAUAAAUCAUAGAAUAAAACCGU